Molecule: messenger RNA, 1023 nt
Organism: Gossypium raimondii (Peruvian cotton)
Lineage: Eukaryota; Viridiplantae; Streptophyta; Magnoliopsida; Malvales; Malvaceae
Product: gamma-interferon-responsive lysosomal thiol protein
Exons: 5
Coding region: 67-840 (257 amino acids)
Molecular function (GO): oxidoreductase activity, acting on a sulfur group of donors, disulfide as acceptor
Source: RefSeq, a predicted model, not a curated record
GGUAUUUUCAUUAUAUUUUUGUAGGAAAAAGAAGUCCAAAUCUUUGUAAGUUCUCCCCCUUCUUGAAUGGCAGCUUAUCGACGAUGGGUUUCAGUUCUCUGUUGCCUCUCCUUGCUGGGUUCAUUUGCUUCAGCUUCCACAAUUAGCCUUCCAUCUGAUUCUCGUAAAGUCUCCUUGACUUUGUAUUACGAAUCCCUUUGCCCAUACAGUGCCAAUUUCAUUGUCAAUUACCUGCCCAAGCUCUUCAAUGAGGAUCUCAUCUCCAUCGUCGAUCUCCGCCUCGUUCCUUGGGGAAACGCUAAGCUCAAAGGCAACGGCACCUUUGAUUGCCAGCAUGGCCCUACUGAAUGCUUGUUGAACACUGUGGAAGCUUGUGCAAUUGAUGCCUGGCCUAAACUGAAUGACCAUUUCCCAUUUAUCUAUUGCGUUGAGAAUUUGGAAUUGGAGCGCAAGCCCCUUGAAUGGGAAUCGUGCUUUAAGAAAUUGGGAUUGGAAUCAAAGCCUGUUAAUGAUUGUUAUAACAGUGGACUGGGGCAAAAACUUGAUCUACAAUAUGCAGCCGAAACAAGUGCCCUUGAACCACCUCAUACAUAUGUACCUUGGGUUGUUGUGGAUGGGCAACCACUUUACGAGGACUAUGAAAACUAUAUAAGCUAUGUGUGCAAGGCUUAUAAAGGUGCCAAUAUGCCCAAGGCUUGUAGUGGACUGACCUUCAAUCAAAUCUACAAUAGAAAAACUAUCCAUCCAGUUUGCUAUAAGGAGAUACCACCAUCAACAUUGUCAUCAAGAACAAUAUCAACUGUUAUGUCAUGGAUACAGAAGAUAGUAACUUCUAUGUAAUUGUUUCAGUUUUAAGGAUGCAUUUCAAACCUUGUUAAUAUAAUUAUAUAUCUAUGUAUUGACGGUUAACUGUUAAGCACUAUGCUGAAGUUUAUGCAAGUUGUGCUCAACUGCUUUUGCUAGUGUUUGAAUCAGAAUGUGGGCUUCGAUAAAUUGCAUAUAUAAUGAAAAAUCUUAUGAAAA